UGAAACAGACGGAGAACUUGUACUGUGCUGGAAAAUCAGCUGAGUAAAGUAAAAUCAUGUAGAGGAGGGAGGAGAGAAAGAAUAAAGAUAAGUACACAAGAAAAGAAUGCACACAGAACAGAGAAGAGGGGAGGGAAGAAGGCGGGGCUAAGAACAUGGCAAGGUUACACAUAAAAACUGCAGUCUGUUUUCCUCUCUGACAGAAGUAGAGAGAGGAAGCUUCAGUUUUUUUCUGCAAUAUCACAUUAAAACAUAAAUGAAAAACAGAACGGAACAACUGAAUGCCAAGGAAGCGCGUACAUUCAUGACAGAGAGCCAGGAAAGAAGGAAGGACAGACAAAAGACAGAGACUAUGAGCACAAUAAAAUAAACACAGCGGCUACACAUUGGCAGAGUUCACAGGACCAGCUCUGACAUCAGUAAAGUGAGAGAGGAAGAGGGGUGCACCACCACUUUACGGAAACCGCUUGACAGUUUCAUACCCUGAGACAGUUUGAAAAUAGGAAACAGACGCUUAAGAGAAACAGAAAAAAGAAAGAAAGACAAAAGGAUAAAACAAAGCCCGUUUAAACCAAACCAUGUUGAUGAAAGAAUACCGGAUAUGCAUGCCGCUCACUGUCGAUGAGGCAGGAGUGAGUUGUUCACCUCAAGGCUAGGAACAAAACACAAAGGCCUUUAACCACAAGCAGCUUGGAAUUUCUACAAGGGGGUCAGGGGCUGUUUAGGCGGUCUGUGUUUCGCCUUUGAGUAGCCAACUUGUGCUCGUUCGGAUCAGACAAGUCCACACAAGCACACCUGACCUAAAGUCUGCCUCAGAAUUCGUCUAUGGUCUACAUCAGCACAUAGUUUCCAGACAGGAGCACCACCCCCUUUUUUCUGGAGUAGCUCUGUUUUGCGUACAGACAGCUUUUUUCUCCAAGCCUCAAGGUCUCUGUCUGUCAUCAUCAUCGGUGACAAUGAUUGUUGGAUACAAGAUCGGCCAGUUAUACAUGAUCAGCAAGCACAGCAGUGAGCAGAGCGGGGGAGGCGAAGGGGUGGAGGUCGUCCGUAAUGAACCCUGCACAGACCCCAAACAUGGAGCCGGACAGAUGACAGAGAAACGUAUCUACCUCAACAGCAAACUGCCAACCUGGAUAAGAAAGUUUGUUCCCAUGGUUUUUUAUAUCACGGAAACUGCCUGGAACUUCUACCCUUACACCAUAACAGAGUACACGUGUUCCUUCCUACCGAGGUUCCAUGUCAGGAUUGAGACGAGCUUUAAGAAUGACAACGGUUGCAGUGAAAAUGUGUUUGGUGAUGACCUCACUCCAAAGGACAGUGUCUGCUUUUUAGAUAUUUUGAGUGAUCCAAUCCCUGACAAGCAUUAUAAGAAGGCUGAGGAUCUGAGCAACUGGGUGUCACAGAAAACAGGCCGGGGACCCCUAGUGGAAGGCUGGAGGGACACCACUAAACCCAUCAUGUGCUCCUACAAGAGAGUCUCCUGUAGUUUUGAGGUCUAUGGCUUCCAGGGGCGAACAGAGGACUUCAUUCACAGGAACAUUCGUGACAUUCUGUUGGUGGGACACAGACAGGCGGUGGCAUGGAUUGACGAGUGGCAUGGAAUGACAAUCGAGCAGGUGAGAGAGUACGAGAAAAAACAGCAGGAGGAAACCAACAGCAAACUCAAUAGUGACAUUACCUGCACAGACUCUGCUCCUCCAAAGCGCCCCAGCUACACUCGCUCCAUCUCUGUCACGGAUGAAUCGUCACUGAAAAAGAUGGGGGUAAAUACUGUAGACAUUGCUGACUCUCCGCCCUGCCCUUCCUCCCUCAAAAGUCCUUUGAGAUUAAACUCGACCCCGGAAUAACACACAUUCUCCAUCCUCAGACUGCAUCGACCACUGCCAGUGCCAACAUUUAGCAAUAUUCUGGACUUGGACUUUCUCUUCUAAUCAAAACUUAAAAGACAUUGAGCUUUGUCACUCUCUUGCUCAACAUUCCAACUGGAUGCGCUUGUCUUCCAUGCAGAGGCUGGCAUUCGACAUUGUAAAUAUUAUGUAAAAGACUCUGGCUUCUGAUGAAGUGAAACCAUUGUGCCUUAGUUCACGUUUCGCACAGACCUUACCAAAAUGCUUUGAACAAAUGGUCUAUUCCUAUUCACUGCCUAUAAACAUGAAGGGGACCACAGACGCACCUGAACACAGAUGAAAAGCCUCUACUGACAUAAUCAAUAGACUGAUUCAGUGAAACCCGAUCAUAUGGAUUAUGGCAAUCGUGAGUGACUCGCUGAAAUUUUCUAGUGGUUUACGGGUUAUAACCUUUGACCCUGUAUCAAUACAUUGGCGGAAUGCAAUUGAUUGUUUAGUCGUGCAGCACAUAGCAAAAACAUUAUCAAUAUACUUAAUGUGAUAAGACUAAAGACCAUGGACUAAGCAUUAUGUGUUAUUUAACAUUUAUAUAACAUCUGUGUUUGUAGGAUGCCAUUGAUGAUAUUCUGUGUUUGUCUUUGGUUAUUCAGGGGAAGUUUGUCAUUCCUGCCAUAAGUUGAAAAAACAAGUAGCCCCACCCCAAACUCACUCACAUCAUUAGUUCAUUUCAAUCCAUUCAUACAAACAGAGGAAUGUUGAAAGUGCCAUAUCAUCACAUAUGUUUUAUAAUAAACUUUCUAAGGGAUGCAUGAUGCUCUGGUUCCACACUGUUUUUUUUUUUUUUAGUCAUCAGAUAUAUGUAAUGCUCAUUUGCACUAUUACAUUAUUAUCUUUACCAUCAUCUAAUGCUGACUUAAAGGGUUAGUUCACCCAGAAAUGAAAAGCCCAUACAUUUCUCACCCUCAAGUUAUCCUAGGUGUAUAUGAUUUUCUUCUUUUAGACUAAUCCAGCUGGAGUUUUAUUAUUGAGAAUUGUCUUUGAUCUUUCAAGCUGUUUAAUGCCACUCAGCAGGUGUUGCAUGCAUCAGUCCAAAAGAAGUUAAAUAAGAAACGCCCAUUCAUAAAAAAAAAAAAAAAAACUGUCUUGCAUGGAUCCGGUGGGUGAACAAAGGCCUCCUGUAGCGAAUUAAUGUGUAUUUGUAAGAAAAAUAUCCAUAUUCAAAAUAUUACAAUCCCUUUAACAUUGAUUUUUGACACUGAAGGCAAUAAAAUGCAUUUACGGUACAUUUUUAAAUAUUUUUAUAUUUCAAAUAUUGUUUUUAAUGUGUGUACUGUAUAUACACACACAUAUAUGUAGGGAAUUUAGGGAUUAAUACAUUAUAAUUCAAUAUUUCCUCACUUUCUUUGUGAAGAGUAAAAGACCCCAAAAAAAUCAAUAAAAAGUGACUUUGUAAACAAAA
Molecule: messenger RNA, 3306 nt
Organism: Carassius auratus (goldfish)
Lineage: Eukaryota; Metazoa; Chordata; Actinopteri; Cypriniformes; Cyprinidae
Product: cytoplasmic phosphatidylinositol transfer protein 1-like
Exons: 11
Coding region: 957-1847 (296 amino acids)
Biological process (GO): phospholipid transport
Cellular component (GO): cytoplasm
Molecular function (GO): phosphatidylinositol transfer activity; phosphatidylinositol binding
Source: RefSeq, a predicted model, not a curated record